UGCCAGCAGCUAUUAUAACUCCAGCUCCGGCCCGGGCGUGGUCCAAGCUAGUCUGAGACAUCCAUCCAGGCAUCCAGCCAAGAGAGAGAUCGCGGUUGGCCGAUCGAGAGGGAGAUGGAGAGGCUGUUCGCGACGGAGAUAAUCGGGGGCAGGGCGCUGUACAAGCUCCACGCCGUGACGGUGGCCGUGGGGAUAUGCCUGGUGCUCUACUACAGGGCGACGCGGGUGCCGGAGCAAGGCCAAGGCAGGGCGGCGUGGCUGGGGAUGCUGGCCGCCGAGCUCUGCUACGCCGCCUACUGGGUCGUCACGCAGUCCGUCCGCUGGUGCCCCGUCCGCCGCAUCCCCUUCAGGGACAGGCUCGCCGCAAGGUAUGGAGAAAGGCUACCUUGUGUGGAUAUCUUUGUAUGCACUGCAGACCCACACUCAGAGCCGCCAAGCCUCGUCAUAUCCACCGUCCUGUCGCUCAUGGCAUACAAUUACCCAACUGAAAAAAUAAGUGUGUACCUUUCUGAUGACGGAGGCUCAAUCCUCACUUUCUAUGCUUUGUGGGAAGCCUCUUUAUUUGCAAAGCACUGGCUACCAUUCUGCAAGCGAUACAACAUUGAGCCAAGGUCACCAGCUGCUUACUUCUCAGAAUCAGAUGGGCAUCAAGAUUUAUGCACUACAAAAGAAUGGUCACUUAUCAAGGAUAUGUAUGAAGAAAUGACUGAGCGAAUUGAUACAGUUGUCGAGUCAGGAAAAAUUGCUGAAGAAAUCAAAGAAAAACAUAAAGGAUUUGGUGAAUGGAGUCCAGAAAUUACCUCAAAAAACCACCAGCCAAUUGUUCAGAUUCUGGUAAAUAGCAAAGACGGAAAUGCAGUUGAUAAUGAUGGAAAUGUGCUACCAACACUUGUGUACAUGGCGCGUGAGAAGAGGCCCCAGCACCACCAUAACUUCAAAGCUGGGGCAAUGAAUGCUCUGAUAAGGGUAUCAUCAGUGAUAAGCAACAGCCCUAUCAUCAUGAAUGUGGACUGUGAUAUGUAUUCUAACAGUAGUGAUACGAUCACAGAUGCACUGUGCUUCUUCCUUGAUGAAGAAAUGGGUCACAAGAUCGGAUUUGUGCAGUACCCUCAGAACUAUAACAAUAUGACCAAGAAUAAUAUAUAUGGGAACUCCCUCCAAGUCAUCAAUAAGGUGGAGCUGAAUGGUUUGGACAGUGUAGGUGGCCCUCUGUACAUUGGCACUGGAUGCUUUCACAGAAGGGAGAUCCUUUGCGGCAGAAAGUUCACCGAAGACUACAGGGAAGACUGGAAUGGAGGAAUCAAGGAUAAAAUGCAAGCCCACGCAGAUGAAAUUGAAGAGAAAGCAAAGUCUUUAGCAGCCUGCACGUAUGAACAUGACACACAGUGGGGAGAUGAGAUUGGGCUGAAAUAUGGUUGCCCAGUGGAGGAUGUAAUCACCGGAUUGGCAAUACAUUGCAGAGGAUGGGGGUCAGUCUGCAACAAUCCUACAAGACCAGCGUUUGUGGGUGUAGGUCCAACAACACUUGCUCAGACACUACUGCAACACAAGAGAUGGAGCGAGGGUAAUUUCUCGAUUUUUCUUUCGAAAUACUGCCCCUUCUUGUUUGGUCAUGGAAAAAUCACGCUACAGCACCAGAUGGGCUACUGUAUCUAUGGAUUAUGGGCACCCAAUUCACUCCCUACAUUAUAUUAUCUUAUCAUCCCUCCACUAGCCCUGUUCAAAGGCACCCCCCUGUUCCCAGAGAUUACGAGUCCAUGGAUCAUACCUUUCAUAUCUGUCUUCUGCGUGAAGAACUUGUACAGCCUAUGUGAGUCAUUAUUAUGUGGAGACACAUUGAAAGGAUGGUGGAAUGGACAAAGGAUGUGGAUGGUUAAAAGAAUAACCUCAUAUCUUUAUGGUGUCAUUGACACUGUCCGGAAGUUAAUAGGACUGUCAAAGAUGUCAUUUGCAGUUUCAUCAAAGGUAAGUGAUGAAGAUGAAUCCAAGAGGUACGAGCAAGAAAUCAUGGAAUUCGGGUCAUCAGAUCCAGAAUAUGUGAUCAUAGCAACUAUUGCGUUACUCAACCUUGUCUGUCUGGCGGGAGGACUAAGUCAAAUGAUGACUGGUGAACGGGGUAUACGCUUCAAUGUAUUUUGCCCCCAGCUCAUUCUAUGCGGGAUGCUAGUGAUCACCAGUGUCCCAUUCUAUGAAGCAAUGUUCCUAAGAAAGGACAAAGGUAGAAUACCAUUCUCAGUAACAUUAGCUUCCAUUGGCUUUGUGAUGUUGACCUUCCUAGUACCAAUAGUUUAAGGUCCAACAGGAGCCAGGAAGCAUUGAUGUCUAAUAAUGUAGUAAAUAUACUUUUAUGGUUCUCUCGAAAUAUAUGUCAUCUGUUAAAUUCCAUAUGUACUUCUAUGUACUAGAGGCUGAGGCCGUGCCUCUUGAUUGUACAUUUUUCACGCAUUUCA
Messenger RNA from Brachypodium distachyon (stiff brome), 2450 nucleotides. RefSeq names its product cellulose synthase-like protein E6. The transcript is spliced from 7 exons. Lineage: Eukaryota; Viridiplantae; Streptophyta; Magnoliopsida; Poales; Poaceae. The record is from RefSeq and is a predicted model, not a curated record. Gene Ontology annotation, biological process: cellulose biosynthetic process; plant-type primary cell wall biogenesis. Gene Ontology annotation, cellular component: trans-Golgi network; plasma membrane. Gene Ontology annotation, molecular function: mannan synthase activity; cellulose synthase (UDP-forming) activity. The coding region runs from base 115 to 2292 and encodes 725 amino acids.